AUGGAAGCGAUGUUUGGCGUCCUGUAUGAUGUUGAUCUGAACCGUCACACAUGGCCCGCUGAGAUUCCGAUGGCCGCCCGAAGCACUGCGUGGCACGUCCCGGUAUCCAUGUGGAUGCUGCCCGCAGACCAGCGGAUGGAAGUCUUCAUGUGCAGACCUGUGUGGCCGGGAGCCCGUUUGCACCGCUCGGCUUGGGUCCCAUACACUGCCAGAAUGCUGCCCCAAGCCAUGUGGAAUGCCCAAGCCGCUUCCUGGACACAGCUGCUUCAGACUGAGCACAAGGUUGUGUUUCCAGCAGCUCUGGCCAUGUGCGUCCACGCCGUGCUGGACAGUUUGGAAGCAAAUAGUGCUGAUGUGGAAUGGAUGCCGGGGCAGCCCCGAAACAUCAAAAACAAUUGGCGCCGCCGCGCCAAUGGUGUCCUGCGUGCGGUGGUGCGGUUGAACUGGAGCACAUUCAUGCGAGAACCUCCUUUGUUGCCUUGGGUGACAUUCAAAGUGAGCACCUGUCAAGCCUUCCUCCGGGAGCCCAUGGUCAAAGUCCUCGCUCUUUGCAGGCGUGUCUGGCACCAGAACAUGCUGUAUCAGAUGUUUGCGGAGCCCAUCCUGAGCCACGUGGUUGGCGUUGUGGGGCAAAGCACAAAAGCUGGGACUCGCAUCUGGGGAGAUUUUCGAACACUGAAAAAUGUGCCAGGGUUACGCUUUUGCCCGUGCUGGGCCGCCAGCCUGUCCAAUGAAAUCCUCGUGCAGAAUUACCAGAACCUGUGGUGGGACGAGUUUCGAAACUCACAACAGACUGUUUCCCAGUUCUGGCAAGCAGGCCGCCGCAUUUCUUGCUUGAGUUUCAGCCCUGACGGUCACUCCAUGCUAGUGGACUUGGGGAACAAAGAGAAUCUUCCCCAGGCAUUGAGAUUUGAUAGAGGAUUUACUCUGUACAUGGUGGUGCUCGCAAGCGUGCAUCAGCUGGCCUUCGAACAAAAGUGUUUCAGUGAAGCCAUGCGAAUGAUGGAGCAGUCGGGCGUGAGCCCAGAUACCCUGAAGCAACUUCUAGGCUCGGACAGGCAAAACAUCAGGAAUCCUUUCCAAACUUGGUUCCCGCACGGCGUGCUGCCUGCGGUCUCCACACAGUUAGACCAAGAACAGCAAGACCUGGUGAGACAAAUUGUGCAAGCGCCUCAAGCUGCUGCCAACGCUUUAGCAUUCUAUGUCACGAACAGAAAAAAGCACCGAGAACCCAUGUUGCGGCAGCUGCGGCGUGCGUUGCAACCUGACCAAGUGUACGUGCUGGCUGGUCAGAUAGAGGAUCCUGACACUGAUGUCCACAUACAAGCACACUUGGAAGCAGCUUCCAAAGAACAGCUGGCUGAGGUCCUCCACCGCCUCGGUGACUUAGACAGCAACAUUGAUGUCGUCGCACCCGAACUACCUCUGGAUGCAAUUUUGCCCCUGCACGCUGAAAGAGUGCAAAUCCUCUUCUGCAACUAUUUGUGGAAAAAAAUGGAAGGCCAAAUGCAACAGCUGCAACAGGUCAAGGUGCUGGUGAUGACUGCGGACAUGGCUAGAAAAAUGUUGGGCAACAGAAGCAUCUGGGCGCGCAACCGCGCACUAGAAAUUCUCAUCCAUGAUGAGAUCGAAAACACCACUUGGCCGCAGCUCCUUGCAUUGGCUGGGCAUUUUCGCAUGGUUGUGACUGCUGGUGACACAAACCAACGACUGGAACAGUUUCGUCCUGCAUGCCGUGGCAUGCGUGGGCAAGAUCCUGAGGAAAUCCGCUUCAAUGCAAGCGCUGCUUUGUCCGCAGCACAAGAACAAGCGCUCGACAGAGCCUCGCAGGAAACACCCUUACAUUGGGAAGACAUUCCUGCAAGUGACUUCCUGCUAGCUUUUGCCAGUGUGAAUCACCUGUGUUCUGUACGGCGUUAUGGAGACUCUGUCUGCGCACUGCUGAAUCGUUUGGGCUAUGAUGGCUCUGGGAUCACAUGCAUCUUUAGCGAGAAGCUUUUCGGAUUGCUCGCAGCUAUUGCUUUGGCUUGGUUGCAGCAAGACAAUGCAAUUACAGUGGGACUGGUGCUGCUGUAUCGCGCCAGCGUGGAUGUGCUGGAGGCGUGGCGCGAGACUUUACCUCAAGAUUGGCAAGAGCGGCUCACAGUGGCCACACCCGAACAAGUGCAAGGAGAUUCCUUCGACAAAGUCGUCUUCUUCUGCAUGCAACGACGAUGGCCACAUGAGAGCAAACCUCAAGGCCACUCUGUCCAUGAGGGGCGAAGAUUGGUAGGCCUCACUCGAAGCAAAGCAGAGCUGUUGGUUCUUGCAGAGUGGCUGCACUACAGUGACUUUCCAAGCACUCAAAGAUUUCAAAAAGAAUUUGGGACGGACGGCUGUGAUAUGAACCAGGCAGACCUACUUGCACAAUUCAGCCGCAGGUUAGGCUUGCAACUGACUGUCCCCGCCAUCUCUUGGACACAGUUGACUCCUGCUGAAAGAGAUCGCCAAGGGAACAUGGCAGCUGUGACCUUCUUGCAGCGGCCGCAGCAAUGGCAACAGAUCUGGAGCAACAUGCAGUGGCAACCGCCGCAACGAGAGGUUCCAGGCAUUCCUAGUGCACUGCCGUCAGAUCAAGAACUUGGAGAGAUUUUGCUUAUCCCAGCCAUGCCGAUGGUCAAUAUGGGGCAUACCAGCAUGUUUGUGCCUCUGAAUUUCAUUUCCAAAGCGGGACAAUACACAGGGCACCAUGCGAACCAGCUCACCAAUCAGCUCAUGGAUUUUGUGUGCAGGCAGACAGCCGCAGAGUGCGGGGCUACGCACGAAAUCCGACACCACAAACUCAAGCAUGAGGAGGUCGGUGGAGCCGAGUACUAUACCCAGAGCUGCAACUCCCUGCGCGCGGCGCAUUUGCUCCUAAGCACCAACGACACCACCUUACUCAAGGUGUACCACGGUUGUGGUACUGAACUUCAACGAGGUGACGUCUCGAGCUUAGUGGUGACAACAAGGGACAUGGGCACCCUGGCCGUCUUCUUGCGCAUCCUGAUUCGAAACUAUUGCCCCAACCAGGUGGUUCAGUUCAUCCUUCAGCACAACGAAAUGCAAGCCCACGUGCAGUUGAACCAGCACAUGCAUCAUGCCCUGGAGUGGACCGACUUUGCCCAUGGAGUCUUAGUGGCUUACCUGCUGCCGGCUGUUGGCCGUCUUCCGCCAAGCUCUGCGGACCUGACCGUGAUCCAACCCGGUGAGGUACAGAACCUGGUUGUCUCAGCGCUACUUCUUGAAGCCGCAAGGAUUUGGACGCUCCUCAGAUCGCAUGGAGUGCAGGAGGAAGAGAUGCAAUUCUUGAGGUUGCAGACAGACGAAGAUUUGGAACUGAUCACAUCGACUGUGGCCAAAGAAGCCGCCGCCGAAGCCGUCGAGCCUCGGUCCUCCAAUGGCUCCGAUGGCUCCAGUGACACAAAGAUGUCUCUCUACAGGAUGGUUGAUUUGCCUCUGCCGCGUUGGCUUCUCCUGUGCUGCAUGCUGCCCUAUCUGCUGCCCCUGCUGGACUGUUGGCGCUUCUUUGGCCUCGCUCUGGCGCAGCAGCUGUGCCCUUCCUUGGCUGUGGAAUGGACAUCGUUCCUCCAACAGACCAUGCUUGAGGACAUACAACCCAUCUUGGAGUUCGCCCAACCUUUGGUGCUCUUUGCAAUGCCCACCAUUGCAGUGCAACGACGGUUGCCGCAGCUCCUUCGAUUCAAUCUGAACCAGGCUUUCGUCAUAGACCUUGGCGUGUGCCUCACGUUCCAUGCGUCCUGCUUAAGCCGAUGGCUGUCGUUGCAACGGGGCGAUCAGAUCUACGUCCCGCUGCAGGCAGAGCUGCCCGUGAUGCCCGGCAGUCGUGCCAUUCUGCUGCUGUUUGGCGUGUGUUUGCUGUAUUGCAUCUCCAGCACUGCUCUGGGGUCGUAUCCAGAUGGCAUCCCAUCAAUCUCAGUGGAAGCCAAGAAGAGCUUGGGAUCCCUGCGAACGUAUCGGCGCACGCGAUGAAUGUGAUGUCAUGGCAAAACAUGGAGGACAAAUAUG
Molecule: messenger RNA, 4047 nt
Organism: Cladocopium goreaui
Lineage: Eukaryota; Dinophyceae; Suessiales; Symbiodiniaceae
Source: the annotation of a GenBank genome assembly